Molecule: messenger RNA, 918 nt
Organism: Ectocarpus siliculosus
Lineage: Eukaryota; Phaeophyceae; Ectocarpales; Ectocarpaceae
Source: the annotation of a GenBank genome assembly
AUGAAUUCCUACGAGUGGCUUAGGUCUCUGAGAGACCCGGACCCGCUGGGGUCGUUGGAAAACCAGAGCGGCGUUUCCUCUAGCGUGUCCAAAGACAACGGUAAUGGCACCAACAAGGAGGGCGAGGCGGGGGAGGAUACAGCGGCGUGGCGUUCGGCGGAGGGCAUCGACGUCAGCGGCACAAGCAAUGGCCACAGCGGUAACGAUGCCGCAGUUUGCACAACCCCGGACCGCGAGAGGCACAAGCGCCAGCGGAGAGCCUCCCCCUCCUGCUCCUCCUCCUCGCCCAAGCCGGAACGCGGCGGCAGCGCUCCUAUUGUGACUCAUGGCGAGGGUCUUGCCGAUGCCGUCGCCGCCACGGGCAACGAGAACAACAAGAACAGUGGUUCCUCAUCCGGCGAAAACAACAGCAGUGCUUCCUUGCUGUCCGGUGAUAGAGGCUCGCACCACGGAUCUCUUCACACGGUGUGCAGCUUUCAACCGAACUCCCCCCUGCCCGCUGGGGACAGCCUUUCGAGCAUCGUCAACGCAGCGGAGACUACGCGACAGAGUGUGGCUGCGGCGGGGGGCUCCGCAGGGAACGGGGAUGUGUGGGGGGGUGGCGCACUGGUCAAGACCAUGUCGGAAGGGGCCACCCAGAUGGUGAGCGAGCUGGGUGAACUGGGACAUCGACAAGGAGAGGCUUUAUCGAAGAUCGACAGCCUGGGUCUCCAGCUAACCAACCUGCUGGACCCCGCACUUUUAGACGAAAUGAUCAUGUUAGACAGUACCAAUGAUGGUGGUGCCUUGGAUGUCGAUGAUACCACCGCUGCCGUCGGCAAUGAGACAGCAACACCAACAGCAGCACCAUCAGCAGCCACUAUCCCUGCCUUCGGCGAUGGCAAUGGCGUGGCAGACCCCUCCAUCAACACCGGCUAA